Musa acuminata AAA Group (dessert banana) is the source of this 8304-nucleotide messenger RNA. RefSeq names its product oligopeptide transporter 5-like. Bases 1093 to 1617 code for a protein of 174 amino acids. Lineage: Eukaryota; Viridiplantae; Streptophyta; Magnoliopsida; Zingiberales; Musaceae. Gene Ontology annotation, biological process: transmembrane transport; glycosaminoglycan metabolic process; carbohydrate metabolic process. Gene Ontology annotation, molecular function: oligopeptide transmembrane transporter activity; beta-N-acetylhexosaminidase activity. Gene Ontology annotation, cellular component: plasma membrane. The transcript has 5 exons. The record is from RefSeq and is a predicted model, not a curated record.
GAGGGAGAGAGUAACCGCACCUCCACACCUCGUCCCAACUACUGACUGAACCCAUACCUUACCCUUCCCAUCUCUUUUCUCUCAACCGACCAUUGAUGCCCUUCAAUUCAUGCCAACCACUCUCUUCUGAAGAAAGAGAGAAGUUCCACUGCCAUCACUUCCCCUCCUUGGGAAAGACACAUACAUAUGUGAAGACACAGGCUGCAGCGGCGUGUUUCUGUUUGUUCUUCUUUUGCAGCACCAUUGAUGCCCUUCAAUUCAUGCCAACCACUCUUUUCCGAAGAAAGAGAGAAGUUCCACUGCCAUCACUUAUUUCCCCUACUUGGGAAAGACACAAGCUGCAGCGGCGUGUUUCUGUUUCUUCUUCUCUUGCUUGCUGCAUACUAAGUGAUCGAGCCUAGUGGGAGGACAGAGGGAGAAAUUGGCCGCCAUAUAAGGAUGGUGGAGUUUAUGGCGGUCGUGGUGAUCAGGGGGUACGACGCGUAGCGGGACCCGGGGGGAGCAGAUGUGGGAGGUGGGGUACAGCAGCGCUGCCAUGUCCGCCACUCCCCUUCCUUCCUCAUGCUCGUCCGUAUUCCUUCUCUUUUUUUUCUUUUUCUUUUUGUGUUCCAUUCUUUCCGAUCAUCUCCUGUUUCUGAGUUAACGCACUUUGGACAUCCUUUUGUGAUCUUAUUCUCCUCAGUAAGUAUGCGUAUGUGUAUGCGAAGAAGCACAAUCAUUAUGUUAAUAAAGGUGGCGGAGAUGAUUAGCGGGCCGGAGAAGGAGGACACCGUGACAUCGGCGCCGCCUCUCGGCACCUUUCUCGCCGUCCCUCCUUCGCCCGUAAUCCCUGCCACCACCCGUGAAUGACCGCGCGGGUCCCGUGAUGAUUCCUCCCACCCGUGAACGACGCUACAAGGCGUGGAGACCCCGCAGGUCCCGUGAUGAUCCCUCCCACCCGUGAACGACGCAACAAGGCGUGGGGACCCCGCAGGUCUCCCCUCCCACCCGUGAACGACGCUACAAGCGUGGGGACCCGGCUGCCGAGCGGUGGCGACGUACGAGCCUCUCUCCCAUCACACUAAUUACUAUCUUUAAUACUAAUCUAAUCGAAUGGCAUCCGGGGAUUACACGUCCUCGCGGGGGGCAGGGGGGCAGGGCGGUGGCGGCAAAGGCUGGCGCGGGCGAGCCGCGCGGUGGAUAAGCAAUCCUUCCCCUUGGAGAUACCAUCAUAUCCAAGACUGUGGGCUGGUGCAUACUCCUACUCUGAGCGAGAUACUAAGGCUGAUGCUCUUGAAAUCGCACAAAAGAAGGGGAGUAAACGUGUUGGCUGAGAUUGAUGUGCCCGGCCAUGCUCUCUCAUGGGGUGUGGGCUAUCCUGAUUUGUGGCCCUCAGCUGAAUGCCAAGAACCACUUGAUGUCAGUAAAGAGUUCACAUUCAAAGUAAUUGAAGGAAUUCUUUCUGAUUUCACUAAGGUUUUCAAGUUCAGGUUUGUCCAUUUGGGGGGGGGUGAUGAAGUUAACACAACCUGCUGGACCAACACUCGUAUAAUUGAAUGGUAUGUAUCCUUACAAACCCAAAUUUUCACCUUUAUAGAAUUUAUUCAUGGCAUAGAUCAUAGUUUCUUCUACCUCUAAUAGUUUUUAUCAAGACAACUUCAUCGUUUAUCUACAUUCAUUAGAAUGCCCAUGUCUUUCUUUGGGACUUAAAUUUUAUAGUACAUUUUCAGCCUUUAAUUUCCAUUCAAAUUUCGUAUCAGCUUUGCCCACCUCUCUUGAGGAACAAGUUGAUGAUUACGCUUAAGCAAAUUUUCUUACUCAGUGAAUUUAUAAUUGUUUUGGAACAAAAACUUAUUAAAUAUCAUGAGAGAAGGGUUUUUGAAGUUUGAAAAAAAAAAGGAAACUUAGGUUUCACUUUUUCUAAAAAUUAUCAAAUAUUUAGAAUAACUUUGAAAUGACUAACAUAGUUCUAAAUGAUCAUCAUUUUCUUAAGGUAUCAAAAUAGGUGUUUUCAUAAUUUGAUUCCUUUAAAUUUUGAAUUUGUUUUGUUUAUCUAAUUUUAUCAAAUUUAAGUUAAAUUUACAACUACUUCGGCCAAAAAAUCACUUGAAUAUUAUCUUAAAAGGUUUUCUGAAUUUUUAUCCUUUUAAAACCUGGAUCAUACUAUUUUUGAAUGAGAUUAUACUAUCUUUAGGUUCCUAUUAAAGAAAAUUUAACCCCAUUAAAUUUUUUUUAGGAAAUUUAAAAAAAUUAUAAGCACAAAUACCUAUGUUUCUAAUUUUAGUCUUUAAAAUAGGUAUUUUCACUUAUUAAAGCCCUUAAAAGAUUGAAUUUGUCAUUAUCUAAAUUAACCUAGUUUAAGGUGAAUUUACAACCACCUUGAUCUAAAAAACCAGUUAAAUAUUAUUUUUCUGAAGUUCUAUUAAAAAAUUAUUUUCGAGACUAAGAGUUAUAUUAUUUCUGGAGUCAUAUUAAAAACAGUAUAAUCUUAUUAAAAAAGAAUAACUCAUGAUCCACUUUUCUCAAAAACUAUCAAAUUUCCAAGAUACUUUGGCAAUGACUUACACAGACUUAAAUGAUUUUUUCUAUUUUUUACCCUUAAAAUGAUGAAUCUGUGUUAAUUUUAUAAAUUUGGCCAAUUUAUGAUGAAUUUUCAACCACUUUACCCCAAAACCACUUGUAUAUUAUUAGAGAAUGUUUUUUUAGUUACAUAGUUUUCAAACAAGGUAUAUUGUUUUUGGAAACCUAUUCUAAAAUAGUAUAAUCCUAAUAAAUAAAGUGUAAUUAAGAUAAGUCUUUAACAUUGGUAUUUUCACUGAUUUCGAUCCUUAAAAGGUUUAAUUUGUGUAUUUAUUUAAUUUUGGCUAAUUCAACAUGAAUUUAUAACCACUUUGAGCAAAAAAAACAUAUAAAUAUUGUUAGAGAAGAUUUUUCGAAGUUGAGAGAAAAUUUUUUGGAGACCUAUCUUAUGUUGUUUUAAAAUGAACAAGGUCACAUUAUUUUUUAGUCCUAUUAAAAAAAUGGUGUAAUCUCACUUUAAAUAAAUAUAACUCAGAUAUCACAUUUUAAAAAAAAUUAUUAAAAUCUCAGAAAUCCUUAGAAAUGAUAUACAAAGGCCCAAAUGACCUCUUUUUGGACAAAAUUACACAAUUUUUAACUUUAUUAAAAAAUAGUAUAAUCCCAUUAAAAAAGAACAUAACUUAGGUGCUAGUUUUCUUUUAUUUUUUUUGAAGUUUUAGGAAACUAUGGAAAUAAUGUAGGAAGGUCUAAAUGGCCACUUUUGGUUCUUAAGCUUUUAAAAUGGAUGUUUCCACGAUUUUUAGCCUUAAAAUAUUGAAUUUAUCUCAUUUUAAAAUUUUGUCCAAUUUAACGUGAAUUAAUAACCACUUUGGGUCACAAAAAAUGAAUAUCAUGAGAUUAAUGUUUUGAGAAAAUAAUUUUGAAGUCCUUGCUUAUAUUAUUUUUGAGAUUUGAUUUACACGAUUUUUGAAUAUGAUUGCAUUGUUUUUAUUAUUGAGUUCAAAAAUAGUGCGACUCAAUUCAAAAAUUUUAUAACUCAGAUCUCACUAUUUCUAUAUUUUAUGAAAUUUUAGAAUUCCUUUUAAAUGACUUACAAAGGCCUAUAUGUAUUUUUUUCCUAUUUCUAAGUCAUUCAAAUAGGCAUUUUCACUGAUUUCAACCCUUAAAUGGUUGAAUUUAUAUCAUUUUUUUUUAUUUUUAUAAAAUUUGAAGUAAAUUUAAACUAUGUCGGGUAUAAAUUCACUUAAAUUUUAUUGAAAAAGUUUUUAUAAAAUAAUAAAAAUAAAAUUUUGGAGACUCGAGUUACAUUUUUUAAAUCUAGGGUUGCAUUUUUUUUAAUCCUAUUUUAAAAAAAACAUUUAAUGUCAUUCAAAAAGACUACGAAGACUAGAAAACAAUUUAACCCCAUCCAAAAAGCCUUUAAAAUAGGUAUGAAUAUUUAUUUUAACCGUUAAAGCAGUUCAUUAAAGUCCGAUUUCAAAUAAAGUUCAUUGUACUUUUAUUUGAUCCAAUUUGAGUACUUCUAUAGGAUAGACCUCAACAGAGUAUUUUAGUCCUAUUUAAAUAUAGGAUAACCUUGUUCAAAAAGAGUAAAAGUCAGGUCUAACUCUUUUUUAUUUUCUAAUUUUUAAGAACAUAAAAAACUAUUUACAAAGGCCUAAAUCAUCAAAUAAGUAUUUCACAUAUUUUUAAGCUUUUAAAAGGGCCAAGAGUCAUUUUUUCAAUUUGGACCAAUAUAACAUGAAUUUACAACUAUUUUGUACGAAAAUCACUUAUAUGUUAUUAAAGAACGUUUUCUAAAGUUUUGAAAUAUUUUUUUUUUGAGACAAAGUUACACUGUUUUCAAAUUUUUAGGUUUUUAUUCAAAAAUAGUGUAAUUUAGGUCUAACUAUUUUAGAAAUAUCCAAAAUUUCGAAAAAAACUUGGAAAUAAUAUAUAAGACCCAAAUGAUCAUUUUUUAUUUUUAAUAUUUUAAAAUAAGAAUUUUUAUGUCAUUGUUGAGACAACCUAAUGGUUAAUGCAUUGUUGCAAUAUUAAUUGAUGUAAGGUUCGACUACAUGUUUGAGUGUCUUAUACAUUGUUUAAUGUAAUAAUUUUUUAAAACAUAUGGUUAUUAAUUUUUUAAAUCUUUGAAAAGCUCAAUUUGUACCUUUUUUUUAAAUUUGAUAUUUAAAGUGAAUUUACAAUUACUUUAGGCCAAAAACUAGUGAAUAUUAUCGUCGUAUGUUUUCCAAAGGAGUUGAGUUACAUUGUUUUUGGUUCUCAUUUACAAACAAUAUUUCUUCAUUAAAAAAAAAUGCCAAUUCAGUCAACUAUUUCAAAACGAUCCAGGAUUUAAUAAAACCUUAAAAACAUUUUAUAAAGGCUUGAACAAUCACUUUUUCUAUUUCAAAUUUUAAAAUAGAUAUUUUAAACUUUCAAAAUCGAUAUUUUCACUGAUUUUAGUCCUUUUCGACUAAUUUGAAAAGAAUUUACAAUCACUUAGGCCAAAAAUCACUUGUAAAUUAUUAGAAAUUUUCUUUCUAAGUUUUAAUUAAAAAAUUGGAUACUUGAAUUACAAUAUUUUUAAAUAGCAUUGGACUAUUUUUGAGUCCUAUUAUAAAAAAUGUAACCUCAGUUUCACUCAAUUCAAAAAAUCAUUAGAUUCUGUUUCUCUUAUAAAUUUACAUUCCUCCAAUAACAUUCAAUUAUAUUUCAUCUCUUGUUCCUUAAUCCUUCAGUAACUUUCGUUGUCUGACAAGCAUAAAAAAAAGGUGUAUCUGUCUGAAAAUUGCAAAGAAUUUUGGUGAACUUCUAUGAUUCAUAGAACGCCCUAUGCCUCAAGCUCGUCGCCUCCGACGACGUCAUCGUCGCCGAGGUACUGCCGCUGCCGACGCUCCCGUCGUUGUGGUACCUCUUGUGCCCCCCAGCGCUUGCCCCAACGGAAACGUCUUCAGGCACACCGAACACCGGUGCACCCUGCCGCCGUCGGAGGCCGCCGCAGUGGCGCUUGCGCUUGCCGUGGAAGAGCCCCGAGGCCGAGGCUUCCUCGACGCCGCUGCUAGGCUUCCGAUGGCUGGCAUUGUGCCCGCCCAGGUGAUCGAAUCAAACCUGAAAAACCAAAGAAAGAAGCAAAAAAAACAAAAAAUAAAAAAACAAAAAAUAUAUAUAUUGUGCAUAAAGAAAUAACUGAGAAAGAAAAGUUUUACCAUAACACAGAUUUAACCUCCUCAUUUCAUUCCAUUCAUAGUAUCCACUUACAAAAUUAAAGCACAUUCCUAAUACUUAAUCACACAUCCACUAAAUAAAGAUAGAUAAAUAAAAAUAUGAGCAGGAUUACAAUAAUAAACUACAUAGUACUAUUAGUCUAGGCAGGAACUAAGAUGACGCAGACAACACUCUUCUUCUCUAGUCAUUCUUCCAUAAACUGUCAUUAUAAAAAUAAGCACCAUAAUUAGUAUAAAAAUAAAUAAUAUCAAACACUUAGCCAUCACACAGUCGAUAACUCGCACUCGGUGUUUACCAUGAGAACCAUUUUAUAGACAGAACCGGCAACUGGGGGAGCUGCGGAGGUCCACCUUCGCAUAGAUGGGGGCGGUGUGGUGCUUCGAGGGUGAGGGUAAUAAAUGUUGAAUCUCCGAUUUUGAUGAUGAAAUCAAUUGAUGGGUUAAUUGAUCUAAUCCAUAUUAUUGAGUUAAGUGUGCAGGAUUAACUACGAUAACCAGAAAACACAAAGCAAGAAUACCGGAGUCAAGAUCGAUGGACGUUUAAGAGUCCGAAGAAUCGUCGGAGAUGCUGCCGGAACCAACCGAGAAGAAAUCGGGAACCUAUCGGAAGUUCGCCGAAGAGAUCGUCGGAGGUUCACGGAGAUCACCAAGAAGGCUCGGCUACUCGUUAAAGUCAUCACAAGAUCGGGAGCUUGAUGGGAGUCCGUCGGAAGAAGUUCGUCGGAAAGCUCGCCGAAACAAGACUCGACGUUCGCGGUUGAAAGCUUGCUUAGGAUGUGAUUUUGUUAUGUAGUUCACUUGUAAUUAGGAUUAGGAUUAAGAGAUAAUCCUAUAUCCUGGUUAGGGGCCAACUGGGCCCAAAGUCAGAGUUGGUUUAGGCUAAAAAUUAAGCUAAACCAGCGAACUAGAGAGCCAAGAUUGAAGCCCAACUAGUGGCUGAAAACACUGUAGUCGGGCUGAAAACACUAUAGGCGGUGGCACCGCCCAGCACCCGAGAGCUGGGCGGUGACACCUCCUUGGCUGGGCGGUUGCAUCGUCCAGCACCCGAGCGCUGGGCGGUGGCACCUCCAGCACCAGGAACCCUAAGAAAAUUCAAAUUUUGGAGCCCAAAAUUUGAAUCCUCUUGAGGCCUAUAAAUACCCCUCAAAUCUCAGCUGAGGUUACAACUUUUUAGAAGCAUUUUUGAUUGAGAGAAAAGUCUUAGAAAGUCUUAGCAAGUCUUGUUUUCAAUUUGCUAGAGAGUUCUCCUCCUCCUUUCUUAUUGAAAAUUUGUAAGAGGUUGAGCUGCUUGUAAAAGGUUGUAAGAGGGGUGUUUACCCUUCCAUUUCAAAAGACUUGCUAGUGGAAGGUGGGAGCCUCAUCGAAGAGGGGCCUCGCAAGUGGAGUAGGUCAUUUGACCGAACCACUCUAAAAAUCGGCGUAAUCUCUGGUUUGCUUUUUAUUAUUGUCAUUUACAUUACUGCAAAUCUUCUUACUGCUUUAGUUCCUCAUUAUUCUUGCUGCGCAACUUUAAGAAUACGCCUUCAAGUUAAAUUUCUCAAGUUUCGUUCUUAACGUACGAAAGAUUUUGUCCAAAACCGAAGUUUUAAUCCGCUGCACUAAUUCACCCCCCCCUCUUAGUGCCGCUCCGAUCCUAACAAUAAACACGCCGCUGCAGCUUGUGUCCUUCCCAAGUAGGGGAAGUAAGUGAUGGCAGUGGAACUUCUCUCUUUCUUCAGAAGAGAGUGGUUGGCAUGAAUUGAAGGGCAUCAAUGGUGGGUUGAGAGAAAAGAGAUGGGAAGGGUAAGGUAUGGGGUUCAGUCAGUAGUUGGGACGAGGUGUGGAGGUGCGGUUACUCUCUCCCUCCCUCUUUUUAUAUGCAUAGCUGUAAGAGAAGCACAGGUAGAGAGAGAGAGAGAGAGAGAGAGCAGUGUGCAUAUACAUAGCUGUAAGAGAAGCACAGGAAGAGGGGUUGAAUUUCCAAAUGGAAAUGGCAACCAUUGCUGCGCGGUCCCUCUGCUUACUUCCAAUGUACAUAAUGGAAAUGCCAUAGCUAUUCCGUUCCCAUGUCCAUAAUAGCAUACUCGAAGGAUGUGACGUGUAUGUACAUUUAUACGUUCAUAGGCAUACGUUAAUCAGGGAUGAAGAGAAGGAGCAGGGCAGCAUGACACGAAUAGCGCCACAUAUUAUGUAAUCUAGAUGCGAGCUUCGCCACAAAGUAAGUAGCGGGUAAUGGCGCAUCAUCAUCGUUAUGGGACGGAUGUGUCGCGCACCACCCAAUUAAUGAUGGUGAUGGUGGGUGCACAUCGCCUGGGUGAUGAUGACAGCGAGAUGUAGGUAGAUGCGAACCAUGUAGCUUCGGGUGUACGACCAUGGUUGAACUGGCCCAUUUCGAUCUGACUCCCAAUGGUGGUACCUCCGAGUCCCACAUCUUUCCACCGAUAAGAAGAUGAUGUGCCCUGGUAGGUGCCUUCGCCGUGACAGACGAUUGUUUUCGUGGAUUCGUUUGAUGAAGGGUCGGACGGUUAAAUUCAAGAUGAUGUAUUGACCAACAAUCAGGUUACGAUGAUCUCAUCACCGUUCGAUAUGAAAUCAACUGUUUGAUGCUCAAGAUUAUUCA